Messenger RNA from Paramuricea clavata, 10355 nucleotides. The record is from the annotation of a GenBank genome assembly. Lineage: Eukaryota; Metazoa; Cnidaria; Anthozoa; Malacalcyonacea; Plexauridae.
UCACUGUAUAUAUAUUUUGUGUUACAUUUUCAGACAUUCAAUACAGAGGCAAACUUGACUCGACAUCUGUCGUCCAGUCAUUCAUUGCGACCUCGCAGUCCACCACAUGCUAAACCCAAAGCUGCGUUCUUCAUGAAGGUUCUACCGAUGACCAAGGUCUCGCGAUAUUUGUGCACUGAUUUCCUCAAGUUUCCUCACUUGGCACGUGUGUCUAAUGUUCCGCUUGAUAUCAAUGAAAUACGACAAGCAUGUAAGUGAUUGAAAUUUUAUACCACCGUGGUUUAGAUUUUGAAAUUUGCUAAAAUGACAUCAAGUAAAUUUUAUUGAUUUUCAAACAAAUCCUCGGUAGUCGAGUGAUGAAGAAAAAAAGCCAAAUCGUUGGUUUCUCCGUGACCGGACAAAUAACAAGUUUCUUUAAAGUGCCUAUGUCAUGAUUUGGGAUUUUAAAUAUUUUUUACCUUUGGUGCAUUUUAUGAAGAAAUGCAAUAUAUCUUUAUAAGUACUAGAUAAAACAUCCGAUCUGUAUGACCCAUCUUAUGAGUUUAUUGGCGAAGUAAUUUUAAAAAUAAACAUUGUCUAAGCCGAGAAAAUCAAAGCUGAAGUUUAUUUAAAUCAGGACAAAUGUUUAUCCGAUUUACAAACAUUGAUUAAACAUUCGUUUCUUUUGUACUUUCCUCGUGAAUUAUUAAUGAAUUUUUUAAGAAAAUAUACCAUCUUCACAGAUUAUCAGCCCUCAAAGUUACCGGAUAUGACAUCAAAUCGGGAAUUUUAUACGCUAGAAACAAAAGAAAUCUAAUUUGCAAUUCCCGGUUUGAUGUCAUAUCCGGUAAGUUUGAGGCCUGAUAAUCCUGUGAAGAUGGAAUAUUUUCUUUUAAAGAUAUAUUGCAUUUUUUCAUAAAAUGUACCGAAGAUUACAAAUAAUAAAUUACACAAAUCAUGACAUAGGCACUUUAAAAAUAUACAAGUUGUGUUUUGCAGGCCUUAAAAUAUAUUUUCCAGGGCCGUCUGACAAAAUGUCCGGUGACGUUGAGAUUGGGUCGGACAUAUGUCCGAUGACCUUCAGUUCAUUUUUGACUCGGAAAUAAGUCUGAAUAACACAAAUGAAUAAACGGUAAAUGUUGUAAAGAUAUUAAAUAAUUUGUUUCUUUCAUACAUACUUGCCAGAACAGCAGUAUCCUGAAAAAGACUUCGACAACUUAAGCCCGUUUUCCACUUCACCAAUUCGCUCGCCGCCCCGCGCUCGACUACGUUAAAACAACAUUUCCAGUUGACCUUUUAUACAAUAGUACUCUGAUUUUCCAUUUAACAUACAAGCCUGCCUCUAGUCCUGGCCUCCUGUGCUAGGGUACAUUUUGAUUUACGUCGGACAAAACUACAGUUCGGUCGGACACCAAUACACUCGGGUCGGACAAACAAUAAACCUCAGUUUCACUUAGGUCGGACAGAAUGUCCGGUGGUUUCUUUUCUACGUCGGACAAUUUCACGAAUGGGUCGGACAAUGUCCGUAACCGACCGAUAUUUUAAGGCCUGGACUGUUUUGACAUUUCACAAAUGUGCGUUGCGUAUCACUGUAGGUGUCAAGCGUGUUUCCCGUGAGGUAGUGGAGAAGAUAAUCGCGGGGAGAAAAGAGAAAAAACGCAAACCGCUGGAAAGUAUUGUGGAAUUUUUGAGAGCAUCCCCACCUAAGGUGACUAGUGACGUCACGAUGACACCUCAACCUACAACCCACGUGACGAAGACUAGAUCCAAGUCCACUUCCAGCAUGCAUCCGUCACCGAUUACGUCACCCACCCGGAAGAUGCUUCACUCACCUCGGUUAUAUAUACCGCAGGCCAAUGUGAACGAGGUCGCAGAACCCCGCCCGGCUCAUUCGUCAAAACAUUUGUUGUCGCGUAAGAGAUCUUUGGAGAACGUCAACACUCACCAGAACGGAUUAGAUGGUAUGUUUUUAGACAUAGAUUUUAUGGGGGGGGGGGGAGGGGUGAGCAGCACCACAAAUACACGUCAGCAUACACUCACUGCACAUUGAAAUUUCCAUGAAUUUUGCAAUAGUUUAUGUAAUUCAGUGUUGAUGGAAGGGAGAUGGAAAUCUGGAGUGGAAAAUGACUUAACCAGGACAUAGAUUAUAGAUCAUACCAGAUGUCUCACUGUGUAUCUUUUCCUAUGAUUUUCGUGUCCGCGAUUUUCGCGCGUGCGACACUUACUGCCAAAAUGGCGCUUACUGCCAAAAUGCUUGAAUUACACUUACUGCCAAAAUGGCGGCCAACGCGUGUUCAUAAAAAAUCGCGGACACAAUUUUGGCUGAGUGAUUUAUCUGGUAUUAUCUAUCAUCUGUGACCAGGAGCAGCUACGAAAAUGAACUGUAGACCCUCUGGCAGGAACUUGCCGCCCUGCUAGUGAUUGAUUGUGCGACAAUCUGAAAUUACCGAUUAUUCAUGCCACAAUCCACCCGAUACCGAUUUUAUAAUGACGUCAUAAUAUCAGUCCACCACGUAAAGGUGACGUCAUUCAUGUCGAUUUCUUAACGAUAAUUUCCAACGUAACAUGUUACUACAACUAAAGAUAAUUAAUACCAUUAAUAAAUGGCACGCUUCACGCAUUAAUUUAACAUAUUGCGUGAAAACGCAACGUGACAUUAUAGCGUUUUUAUCAACCUUUUUUCUUUAGGUCCUGCAACGAAGCGAUUUGUGAGCAACUCGCCACUUGGAAAGAAAGGUUGUGAAUGUAAGCAUUGUGGCAAAGUCUUGCAUAAUCAAGGUAUAGAACUAAUUAGACAGCUUUUAAUGGACCAUUUGCAUUAUAGACUAAAUUUUGAUCAAAACAAGUCUGGACAAAAAUUUCAUCACAACUUGAAAGAACAUCACAAAAUUAGUAAUAUUCCAGAGUUUCCUUGCGAAAUGUUGUAAAAUGCGGAUAAUAUAGCCUUGCGAAGUUUGCCGUUUUUCAGUCAUUUUGCAUGUCAUGCAACCAUUUUCUGUUGAGAAUAGAAAACUUUACAAUGGCCAACUAUCUCUAAAGAAAACUUACGGCGUAUCCAACAAUUUUCAAAUAAUAUUUUUUGCUGUUUUUUUUUCACAAAUAUUUUAAAUCAAAGAUUUCAAUUUGGAUAAAUCUUAAUUAUUUUAAAAGAAUUGAGAAAAAUGAACAAUUAAACCACCGUUGUUGAAUGUACGUAAUACAUGUGAUUCUAUCAUACAAUUUCUAUUCUGUGCUACUGCAGGGGUGGAUCCAGCAAGGUUUUUCUAGGGGGUGCUGGGUGAGCAGCCCAGUGUUUCUUUAUAAUUCUUUAGGGGGUGGUGGGAGAGCAUUCAAAUGAAUUGGCUUCCUAACGACUCAAGCGCCAAAGGCACGAGCUCCCUACGGGGUUCAGGGGUAUGCCCCUAGAAAAUUUUGAAAAUUAGAACCCUAGAAAUGCCAUUUUCUGCGAUAUGGGCAUUGAAGUGUGAGCUCCAGUUUGAAAAAAGGAAAAACCUUGGAAAUUAUGCCAUAUUUCUGAAUUUUUUUUUGCACCUCCCUUGCAGUCUUGCACGCCUGUUGACCAAGGCCAACAGGGGUGCGCACCCCUGUGCACCCCCCUAUAAAUCCACCCCUGUGCUACUGUAGUUAAUGUCAUAUUGUAAUCAAGUUUAUUUUUAUUUCCAGCGAGUCUCUCUCAUCAUAUGCAGACAGUACACGCAGUCUCGUACCAGCCCUCUCAAGGAUCUGGACCUCCAAAACAAAAAACAUAUCCUGCUUAUUGUGACGUCAAGCCGGGCAUGGGGCCUGGGGUCACCAAGAUGGCACCUUAUGCUGAGCACACUGUGACAUCAUAUAAUACCCCAGGUUUGAAAUCUCCUCCCCAACCUCCUACGGCACUGCCUAUUAGCCAACCUCUUUCUAAUCCGCCUCCUAAGCAGCAGCAGCAGCAAAGCGAGCCUACUUUAGGGGCUGGGGUGAAUCGGAAGUUGUCUGCGCCAACGGUGAAAAAUCAUUCAGCGGUAAACGGUCAAAAUAAAUCUCGAGGAAGGUCGUCUCCGACCAGACAACCCCAGUUUAUUGAUCCUCCCGAGGAGUUCGUUUUUAGUUCCACAAAGGUAAUGAGGUGAGUUUGAAUAUUUUAAUUCUAAUUGAUGUAUUUAAUUCGUUGAGUGUUCUAAUUGAAUUUCCGAUCUAAUCGAUCUAAUGUUAUGAUCUAAUUGAUCUACUUAAUUCAUUCAGUGUUCUGCAGAAAUGUAUGACAUGAAUUAGCCUUUUUCGGACGCUUUGAAAGCAACAUUGACCACUAAAACAUUGAAGCAGUUUCAGUUGAUCAGUAAAUUAUCAACAGAUACUGAUUUUUGAAAGAUAUUAAAUACCUAGAUAAUGUAUUAUAGAAUGCAUGUGCGUAAAAAAUUGUUGAGUGCCAAAUAUUUUGUUUUAAGUCGAAGUUUCACUUGCAAUUUUCCCAUUCGACCAGGUCAGCAAGGAAGAGUAUAGAGAACGAAGUGAAACGUCGUUUGCCAAGGAAGCCAUGGAUGGAAGUAAAAUGCCCUGCCGAGCUGAGGGAGCUCGUCUAUCGUACAAGAAAACCACGGAAAAACAAAGAGAAAACUCCUGCCGAAGUUCCGACGAAAUCCGAUCACAUUGUCAAUGAUGGGAAAAAGGCUUCACCGGUAAAGAAUAAUGAAGUAGCCGAGGCCGUAGCCCCCCUGUUUGCUGUAAAUGACGAGAAACCCCCUGUCAUAAGCCAGGGUGAUGUCCCCCCUGAAAAUAUUGAACCAGGAGAAAACAUUGAUAUGCCUGCGGAUAAGGAAAGUGUCACUCCUGUCGGGGAAGUUGCUGCAGGUGCGGCUCAGGUUGCGGCUGACUCAGGGACACCUGGGAAGACAGGGGGUGUUGGCGGUACAAGAGUGGAUGAACCGAUCGUGAUUGACGAUUGAAGUUGAUGACGUGUUGAUUCAAAAAAACUAUUUAUCAUGAAGUAUUUCCUGAUCUACAGUACAACUUGACUGUUCCAGCAUACAUUCAUUUAUUCAACUGGUUUGUCUAGUUGCGAUUGGUCUAUACUAUUCUACGCCACUUCAUUCUCUUCAUCCAGUAUUGGUUAAAGCUCUUCUCAAACACUGGGCAUGAGUACUUCUCGUUUGUCAAGAUGCACAAGGCUGUUUUCUUUUCACCCUUCACAUUUUGAUCUCGGCGACUAUGCCUUUGGCAGGUGUUUUGCGGGUCGUUCUUUCCCAAUAAUAAAUUAUUCGCCAUGUUAGAAGACAUAUUGUGGCAUUCCAAUACUUUUGUACAGUUCAGUAAGUUCAUUGAAAAUGUGUAUGACUUCCAAAGAUUUUAAGAACUCAGAAGAUGUUGACCUCCAAGAGACACCCUCGGAUGUGAAGGAAGAAAAUGAAGAUCUUGUUAAUAAAAACUUGAAACAUUAGUUCAUGUUUUGUAUUGAAAUUAGGAAAGUCCUGGGACAAUCGUAUAAACCAUAAAAACAGAAUCGUUGUCCAUGUUAUUCGAUGGUCCAAAAAAUAUGGCCCCCUUCGUCGUCACCCGCGCGUAUUGUACUUUCCUCAAAAUCAACGAAUCAAUAAAAGUUUAAAGAAGUAAAUGUUUAAGCAAAUGUAACGGAUAAAGAAGCAAAUGUCACGAAUGAACAAGUUCAUUUUAAGCCAAAACAUUGCGAGUUGGGCGAAAGUACAAUCACAGAAUAAAGAACCACAGAAGGUCGACUCGGCCAAAAAAGCGUAACUGCUGCCACGCCAUUAUUCGUCAUCAAAAUACUGACGCCAUGGUCCUAGCCAGUGCGCUUAUGAGAGGCAUUCACCCCCUGGACGUUCGCCAUUUUGAAUAUUAUCAGGGGGGGGAAUGCCUCUCAUAAGCGCACUGGCUAGGACUAUGGCGUCAGCAAUUUGAUGACGAAUUACGGUUACGCCAAAAUCAUAGGAAAAACCAACAAGUCGAUCUUCUGUUUGUCUCUAUUCUGUGGUACAUUGAUAGUUCCCACACUGCCUAGUUACGGUUGCUACGUCCCACAAGCUGUCAUAAUUUAGAACCGUCUGUUCCAGGUAGUGCCAGUAAUAAAGCUGCGCAACCUCGUUCCCAGGGCUUUUCCCUUUUUGUAAGGGAAAAGUCCUGGAACGAGGUUGAAAGCUGCAGAUUGAUAGGGAAACUUCGCCUUGUAUUUUUCAGGUAGUUGUAUCCUUAUCAUAAUGCUGGUCUUCGUAGUCAUCACCCGGGGAAAUUAAACAAUUCAAAAUGGCCACUAUCGAAUUUUUCCCGGGCGAUGACUAUUAAGACCAACAUUCUUCGCAGGCAUCAAGCCUUGUGACGUCAUUAUGCAUAAGGUCUAUUCCCGUUAUUUUUACCUUUAAUCUUUAUCGAAUUUUAGCUUUAACCCAGUGCACUAGAAAAUUCGCCAACUUUUUAACGCUGAACAAAGUCGUAUGUUGGGACAUGCUAGCUCCAUUAGGAAAUGCCUCUUCUUCUCUAGGUUCAGAAUUAAUGACCGCUAUCUCGCACAGGCUUAAAGAUACACAUUUGAUUGGUUAAGAGGCAAUUUUUUUCAAUGUCACGUAUUUGCAAUGAAAAGUGUUCAAAACCUAAAAUCUUUUUGGCGUCCCUCUCAAAAUUACUUUGUUUUAGCUUUAUUCUCUAGUUUAUACAGUUAGCUACCUUUUUAAAUGCAUCUGCCGGUUGAGAAACAUAAAAUAAUAGUAAAAAAUUGUCAACUAAAAUAUAAUUAUCAAUGAUGCUUUAAAAUUGACGCCAUAUUUACAGCCAAUAUAAGCAAAACUUACUGAACUUCAGACAUCAUUUUCUCUUUGGCGUAUCAUCUAAAAUCUCUUCAAUUUAGCAUUAUUUUACAGAUAAAGCACUAAACAUACUUUUUAAGUUUGUUUGCCGAUUGAGAAACGUAUCGAAAAAUAGAAAUUUUGAAUUUAGUCAUAACCUCGAGUGGUAUAUUAUACGCAUUAGUUCUGAGCGCGUGUUACGUAACAUACAAAAAAAUCUCUUAAUCAUAUCGAUUAAAUGUACCUGACUGGCUAGCGGUAGUGGAAGUCGAAAUCCGAACUUCAUAUAUGCAUGUGACGACGAAGGACAGGGUCUUGACCUGGACUUAUAAAGUUUUCCAAACCAUAUAGCUAAACGUAAGUCUAAAGUGCAUUGAAAGAUGUUUACUUCACUUGGUUGAACUUGUUGUAUGCUUGGUUUGGUGGAUAAUCCAAGUGAGCAUAUACACGGUGUCGCAAAAAAACAAAAACUAUUGAAAUAAUAUAUAGUAUAGUACUAUAGAUCAUGUACCCGUGAUAUUGAAAAAUUUUGACUUCAAAAGUAUUUACCUGUUUAAUUCGGGGUUUGCCGUUGUUCAGUUUAUAAUACACAGUAUGACGUCAUUAUGUGGAAAGAACAAAAAAGCGUAUCUAUCAAUCUCGUACCCAGAGCAAUGCCUGUGCGCGGGCUAGGUUGGCAUUGGCUCUGGGGAAAUUGACAACCGGAACCCCUAAAUUUAGGGGUUCCGGUUCUUUGUCGGCAUGCACGAUUGAUAAACGUUAACCAAUCACAGCACAGGAAAAAUUCAAUUUCCCCAGAGCCAAUGCCAUCCCAGCCCGCGCACAGGCAUUGCACUGGGUACGAGAUUGCGUAUCUAUUUGCUAAAUACACAAUUUUAAGACCUAACCAGGAACGGUUUGCUCACUUGGAUUAUUCACCAAACCCAGCAUGCAAAUCUCAAGUACCCAAAAUGCUUAAAGUUUGGUUUCUUUUCCUGGCCUUCAUAUACGCGAGGGAAGCGUUCCAAGACUUUCUUAAUAGUUCAAUGUUUUAGUUUUGUCAAGGAAACUCGUGUAUAAAGUUUAUCCAUUGAAAUGAAUAUAACUGGAACGCUUACCUUAAUAUAAAGUGCCGAUCUUUUUCUCGUGACCCCCAGACUCGCGUGUUUAUAUACCAUGAUUGACUGUUUGAGCGCUCUUCGCACGCGUGAAAAGACUGGGACUGGCCUUCAAGUUUGGCUUCAAUCUCGUUCCCCGAGCCUGCGAUCCUCGGGAAGGAACGCGAGGCUCUGGGAUAAUCCGUUGCCGGAAGCCAGGAAUCCUGGCUAAGAUUGAACUACGCAUCCAUUUCAACGGCCAAUCAGAUUCCUCUCUGAAACGGAUUAUCCCAGAGCCUCGCGUUCCUUCCCAAGGAUCGCAGGCUCGGGGAACGAGAUUGGUUUGGCUUCAAAUUUCUGGUUGGAGGUAGCGUUCCAGUUAUAUUCAGUUCAACGAGUUUAUCUCACUCUGUAAUAAUUAUCUUGCGCAUGCAUCUCAAAGAAUGGAUUGGAAACGGUUUUCUAUUGUGCUUCUAUUUUGUUGGAAAGGCUUGAUUUAAACAAGAGUUACUCGCUGUGAGUUUAUUGAACUGAUUAGUAUGCUCUAUAUAGAGAAUACUAAUGGUCGCAUUAGCUCACUGUAAUUGCUAUGAAGCUCACUAUCACACAAUUGAUGAGAUAUAGACCGCUGAAAUACUGAGUUCUGAGUGGGUGUUAUCAUGUUCUAAUCAUGGUUAGGGUUCACGGUUGUUUUAGGAUUUACUUGGAUUUGCAUAUUUUGUUUUUAUACAACCUCGUACCCAGGGCCCUGGGUACGAGGUUGGUGUGUAUAGGACGCGGGGGUCCAUGCCAGUUGAGUGAAAUGGUGAUGACGUCAGCCCGAUAAAAUCCUUGGGCCACUAGUGGCCUUGGAUAAAGUUUAACACACAUAUCAACACGUAUACAUCAGUGAAUAAUUUUAUUACAUUCUCCCCUGUUUUAUUUUCAAAUACUUUAAAAUUUAAUUAAUUUACCCAUUUUUACGUAUAACCUUCGUGUAUAACAGUGAAUUCAUUUGCAUUUAUGAUUAAAAAAAUUCCCCUAAAUUGGAUGAAAUACAAAAUUAAAUAGAAAAUUGUCAUUUACCAUCUAAAUUUACGAACGGAUCCGAUGUUCUCGCCAAUAAAGCUAAGUAAUUGUCCUUGGAAUAAACUGAAUAUUGAACUUCAAUUUGGAACUCCUGGGAAAGCUGUUUUGUUUAGCGGGAAAAUUUGUAUCGCCGGUAUUUCUUCAUAGUCCAGAAUGUAUUGUUUAAAUUUGAGACUGAUUCGUCUUGGAUUGCGCAGGUAAUGCAGUGAAGUAAUUUCAAAUGAAAGUUUCUUGAAUUUAGUAAUGUGGCUUUAAUAAUAGCUCUUGAAGCGUACAGAAGUAGUGCAAUGUCAGUGAAGUAAUUUCAAACGAAUGCUACUUGAAUUGUGUAAGUAAUGUGGCCUUAAUAUUGGCUCUCGAAUUGCACAUGCAAUGUCAGUGAAGUAAUUUCAAAUGGAUUGUACUUGGAUUUGUAAGUAUAUUGUUUGGCUUUGGUAAUGUCUGAUUGUUAUCCGGGUUAUCUUUGGGACAUGGUUGAAAAGUGUACGAACAACAUCUACUCAAAGUUUUUCAUUCUGUUCUGUAGUGUAGAUUUAUGAAGUUUAUGCAUAAAUUGAUCAUGGCUUUGAUGUUUGACUGUGACUGUUAUUCUGGUUGUCUUUCAGUCAUGGUGGAAGAAUUCUAGAGUAAAAACAUCUAUUUAAAGUUUUCAUUCUUCAGAUUUAUAAAUGAUCAUGGAUGGUUGUGAUGUUUGACCAGAGGCCGCGGAAGCAUUUCGAAAGUGGAGGGGCAUUGGCCAAAAGGGGCACUUUAUACAAAUAUGACCAAAAUCAAACAAUUUUAUGUCGUUCAUGAGCCGAACGAAAAUUUUUGAAAAUAUGGAGUCCUUAUAACGUCGGAAAUGGCCUUAACAGAGUCUUUACUACUGCAAAAAGGGCACUUUCCAGCAAACGAGGGUGUUCAUUCAAGAAAUACUUUUUUUGUUCUUUAAAUGGGGCACUUCAGCCCCCCAAAAAGGGCACUUUUUUCACUUUUAAAAAAGGGGGGGGGGGCACAUGCCCCUAUUGUCCCUACGGUUCCGCGGCCCCUGUGUUUGACUGUUAUUCUGUGGUUGUGUUUGACUUGUUGUGGAAGAAUUGUGAGUAGAAACAUCUAUUCAAAGUUUUCAUUUUUUCUUCAGAUUUAUAAAUGAUCGUGGAUGGCGUUGAUGUUUGACUGUUAUUCUUUGGUUGUCCUUGGAUCGUCGUGGUUGAGCAAUACCCGAGCAUAAACGUCUAAAGUUUCGAUUCUUUAGAUUUAUGAAGUCUAUCCAUAAAUUGAUCAACUCCGGCCAUUGACAGCGUCGAUGAAAAUAUGCUCCUUGUUUUAAAUUUGUCAUCUUGUAGUUCUCCAUCACUUGCAUUUGUCACUUUCACCUCUAUUCCUUGAUCAACCACGAGUCUGCCAUAACGUUCCUUAAACAUGACUAAUAUUGGAAUACAACCCGCGCACGAUGCAAACAAAGCCCAGUUCAUCCAAACUGUAC